Messenger RNA from Morus notabilis, 4653 nucleotides. Its product is annotated as ABC transporter G family member 39. NCBI's taxonomy places the organism in Eukaryota, Viridiplantae, Streptophyta, Magnoliopsida, Rosales, Moraceae. Gene Ontology annotation, molecular function: ABC-type transporter activity; ATP binding; ATP hydrolysis activity. Gene Ontology annotation, cellular component: membrane. The transcript is spliced from 24 exons. The record is from RefSeq and is a predicted model, not a curated record. The coding region runs from base 16 to 4341 and encodes 1441 amino acids.
UCGGAGAUUUUUGCAAUGUCUCGUCGGAAAGAAGAUAAUGAAGAAGCUCUGAAAUGGGCAGCUAUAGAGAGAUUGCCCACACAUUUACGUAUAAGAAGAGGCUUACUAGUUGAGUCAGAUGGUAAAGCUAGAGAAAUUGAUGUGAAAAAUCUUGGGUUAUUAGAGAGGAAGACCCUUAUUGAGAGACUCGUCAAAACUGCUGAAAAAGAUAAUGAGAAGUUCUUGUUGAAGCUCAAGCAAAAAAAUAAAAGGGUUGGACUUGACAUCCCAACAAUUGAAGUUCGUUUUGAGCAUUUGGAUGUGGAGGCAGAAGUUUAUGUUGGAAGCAGAGCUUUACCAACUAUAUUGAACUUCUUAGUCAACAUAUUUGAGGGAAUCUUAAAUAAUCUUCAUAUUCUUCCAACUAGAAAGGUCCCAUUACAGAUCCUUCAAGAUGUUAGUGGUAUCAUCAGACCUCAAAGACUUACAUUACUUUUAGGUCCCCCAAGCUCUGGAAAAUCCACAUUACUAAAGGCUUUGGCUGGAAGACUUGAUAAAGAUUUGAAAUUUGGUGGGAGAAUUACAUACAAUGGACAUGGAAUGGAGGAGUUUGUUCCACAGAAGACAUCAGCUUAUGUAAGUCAGUAUGAUCUUCACAUAGGAGAAAUGACUGUUAGAGAAACACUGGCUUUUUCAGCAAGAUGCCAAGGAGUUGGGCCCCAUUAUGAGAUGUUGGCAGAGUUGUCGAGAAGAGAAAAGGCCGCGAAUAUCAAACCCGAUCCUGACCUUGAUAUCUACAUGAAGGCAGCAUCAUUAGAAGGGCAGGAGAUCAGUAUACUUACUGAUUAUAUCAUCAAGAUUUUGGGACUUGAAAAUUGUGCUGAUACAAUGGUUGGAGAUGCAUUGGUUAGAGGUAUCUCUGGUGGGGAAAGAAAGCGAGUCACAACAGGGGAGAUACUUGUUGGGCCUGCAAGAGCUCUGUUCAUGGACGAAAUAUCGACCGGUUUGGACAGUUCGACGACUUUCCAGAUUGUAGACUCCAUAAGGCAAUCCAUUCACAUCCUAAAGGGAACUGCAAUUAUCUCUCUCCUCCAGCCAGCCCCUGAAACCUAUGAACUUUUUGAUUACAUAAUUCUUCUAUCAGAAGGACAAAUUGUUUACCAAGGACCGCGUGAAAAUGUCCUCGAGUUUUUCGAAUUCAUGGGAUUCAAAUGUCCUGAGAGGAAAGCAGUAGCUGACUUCCUACAAGAAGUUACAUCAAGGAAAGAUCAAGAGCAAUAUUGGGAGCAUAAAGAUGAGCCUUAUAGCUUUGUUCCUGUCAAUGAAUUUGCAGAAGCAUUUCAGUCAUUUCACAUCGGUCGAAAACUAGGAGAUGAGCUUGCAACUCCAUAUGACAAAUCCAAAAGCCACCCAACUUCUUUAACAACCAAGAAAUUUGGUUCAACCAAGGAGUUAUUUAGAGCUUGUUUAUCCAGAGAAUUCUUGCUUAUGAAGAGGAACUCAUUUGCCUACAUUUUCAAAUCAUUCAUGCUUAUUCUCCUAGCUUCUACAACAAUGACAAUUUUUCUAAGGACAAAGAUGCGCCGAGAUACGGUUGUGGAUGGUGUGGUUUAUAUGGGUGCUCUAUACUUUGGUGUGAUUGUAGCAAUGUUCAAUGGAAUAUCAGAACUCAAUUUGGCCAUCAUGAAACUUCCCAUCUAUUACAAGCAAAGAGACCUUCUCUUCCAUCCUUCAUGGGCAUAUUCUGUUUCCACAUGGAUCCUUAAGAUCCCGAUAUCCACUGUAGAAGCUGCCAUUUGGGUGUUCAUGACUUAUUUUGUCAUCGGCUUUGAUCCAAGUGUUGAAAGGUUUUUUAAGCAGUUCUUGAUCAUACUAUGCAUCAACCAGAUGGCAUCAGGUUUAUUCCGGUUGAUUGCGUCAGUAGGGAGAGACGUUAUUGUGGCCAACACAUUUGGGUCAUUUGUUCUGCUUCUAGUUAUGGUUUUAGGUGGAUUUAUAUUGUCUCGAGAGGAUAUAACAAAGUGGUUGUUGUGGGGUUAUUGGGUCUCGCCGCUGAUGUACGGACAGAAUGCUAUAGCCGUGAACGAAUUUCUUGGGAAAAGUUGGAGACAUGUUCCACCUAAUUCCACAGAACCAUUGGGAGUUUUGGUAUUGAAGUCUCGUGGGUUUUUUCCGGAUCCAAAUUGGUAUUGGAUUGGAGUAGUAGCUUUGAUUGGAUACAUUUUUCUAUUCAACUUUCUCGUCACUUUGGCACUAAAAUAUCUUGAUCGUAAGAAUGAUAUUAAACUUUCGAUUGAAUUGAUAAAUUCAUUUGGCAAGCCUCAGGCAGUGCUAUCAGAAGAGAGCUUGGCAGAGAGAAAUGUCAACAGAACUGGAGGAGCCUCCAUUGAGCAAUCUUUAAGAGCAAAGAACCCUUUUGAUAUUAUGAAUGCUGCAGCUGAAAGCAACAAUGAAGGUCAAAACAUUGCAUCAGUUGGGUCAUCAUCUGCAAGAGUAUUGUGCAGAGCUGGUAAUGGUUCUAACGAAAGAUUGCGCGGAAUGAUUCUUCCUUUUCAACCCCUUUCCAUCUCUUUUGAUGAAAUCAGAUAUGCUGUAGACAUGCCUCAGGCAAUGAAAGCGCGCGGAAUCACUGAACAGCGUCUCGAACUUUUGAAGGGCGUGAGCGGCAGUUUUAGGCCCGGAGUUCUAACAGCUCUAAUGGGUGUCACUGGUGCUGGAAAGACUACCUUAAUGGAUGUAUUGGCUGGAAGAAAAACAGGAGGAUAUAUUGAAGGAAGCAUUACGAUAUCUGGGCACCCGAAAAAACAAGAAACAUUUGCUCGCAUAUCUGGAUAUUGUGAGCAAACAGAUAUCCAUUCUCCUCAUGUUACAGUUUAUGAAUCUUUGCUUUACUCUGCUUGGCUUAGAUUACCUCCUGAUGUUGAUUCUUCAACCAGAAAGAUGUUCAUUGAAGAAGUGAUGGAACUUGUGGAGCUGACCUCCUUGAGGGGAGCACUUGUUGGAUUAGCCGGCGUGGAUGGCCUUUCAACUGAGCAGCGGAAAAGGCUGACUAUUGCGGUCGAGCUUGUUGCCAAUCCAUCCAUAAUAUUCACGGAUGAACCCACCUCCGGUCUAGAUGCCAGAGCAGCGGCAAUAGUAAUGAGGACGGUGAGGAACACGGCGGACACAGGACGGACUGUAGUUUGCACCAUCCACCAGCCAAGCAUAGAUAUAUUUGAUGCGUUUGAUGAGCUACUUCUUCUAAAAUUAGGAGGUGAGCAAAUAUAUGCUGGUCCAUUAGGCCGCCAUUCCUCCGAUCUCGUCAGCUAUUUUGAGGCAAUCGAUGGAGUUCCUAAGAUUAGGGAAGGCUAUAACCCUGCAACUUGGAUGUUGGAGAUAACUUCACCAGCACAAGAAGCUGCUCUUGGGGUUAGUUUCACAGAUAUUUACAAGAACUCAGACCUCUACAAGAGGAACAAGGCACUGAUCAAGGAACUUAGUACACCUACACCAGGUUCUAAAGAUCUGUACUUUCCAACCAAGUACUCGCAGCCUUUCUUCACCCAAUGUAUGGCUUGCUUAUGGAAACAACACUGGUCAUAUUGGCGAAACCCACCCUAUAGUGCCAUCAAACUCUUGUUCACAGCUGCCAUCGCACUACUGUUUGGAAUGGCAUUUUGGGAUCUUGGCUCUAAAAGGAGAAAGCAACAAGAUCUCUUCAACGCAGUGGGUUCCAUGUACGCUUCUGUCUGCUUCAUUGGGGUGAAAAAUGGCUCCUCCAUUCAGCCAGUGGUGGCUAUUGAGAGAACCGUCUUCUACAGAGAAAGAGCAGCCCGCAUGUAUUCUGCUCUGCCCUAUGCAUUCGCGCAGAUGGCAGUUGAGCUUCCCUACAUUUUGAUACAGAGCUUGAUAUAUGGGAUUCUGGUAUAUUCAAUGAUGGGAUUCGAGUGGACAGUUUCCAAGUUCUUCUGGUUCAUCUUCUUCAUGUAUUGCACAAACUUAUACUUCACAUUCUAUGGGAUGAUGAUCAUGGCCGUUAGCCCCAACCACCAUGUCGCCGCCAUCUCUUCCUCCGCCUUUUAUGCACUUUGGAAUCUCUUCUCUGGAUUUGUCGUCCCUUUAACAAGAAUUCCAAUAUGGUGGAGAUGGUUCUAUUGGAGUUGCCCCGUGGCUUGGACCUUGUACGGAUUAGUUGCGUCGCAGUUUGGAGACGUGAAGGAGACUCUAGAGACGGGUGAGACGGUGGAAGCUUUUGUGAGGACUUAUUUUGGAUUCAAACACGACUUUCUAGGAGUUGUUGCAGUUGUGAUUGUUGGGAUUCCUCUGCUCUUCGGAUUCAUUUUUGCCUAUUCAAUUAAGACUUUGAACUUCCAAAUAAGAUGAAAGAAGAGUAUUGAGAAGAUCUCGCUAAGGCAAUGCAAUGGCUGCGUUGGAAAAAAAAAAAAAAAAAAAGUGCUCUAAAGUGGGGUUGAUUUGCCAAUGAAAUUCCCAGUCUUGAAGAGGUGGCGAGAUUCUUGACGCUGUUAUUCAAAUGUACUCAAAUUGAUGAAUAAAUAGUUACUUCUUUAUUUAUACAGAUUUUUUGUAACAGAUUGUUGUUCUUAAGGUCAACCUCCAUGACAGCGUAUCUGAAUAUGUAGUUUUAAGCAACAUCCCCAUAUUAAUAAUAAGAGACAGACGUGUAUAUUGCAAAGC